This is a messenger RNA of Hippocampus comes (tiger tail seahorse), 1936 nucleotides long. It is a transcript of the gene kpna2, whose product is annotated as karyopherin alpha 2 (RAG cohort 1, importin alpha 1). The coding region runs from base 180 to 1751 and encodes 523 amino acids. NCBI's taxonomy places the organism in Eukaryota, Metazoa, Chordata, Actinopteri, Syngnathiformes, Syngnathidae. The transcript has 11 exons. Gene Ontology annotation, biological process: protein import into nucleus. Gene Ontology annotation, molecular function: nuclear import signal receptor activity; protein binding. Gene Ontology annotation, cellular component: cytoplasm. The record is from RefSeq and is a predicted model, not a curated record.
GACCGGAGGCGACUGAAUGCUUGUGCUCAAAUGGUCCAAUCAGAACACUUUGGUUCGGGAAUUUAAAGGUCUGUGCGUCAUAUUCCACACAGUUUGAACUAUUUCCCAAGCAAUAGGAAAUCCUCUUCGCCAAUCAACGUUUUCCUCACUGCUGCCAAGCUUUAUUGACAUUGUGUAAAAUGUCCGAGAACGUCGCCCGUCUGAACAAGUUCAAGAACAAAGGCAAGGAUGCUAAUGAGCUUAGACGCAGGAGAGUGGAGGUGAACGUCGAGCUACGCAAGGCCAGGAAAGAUGAUCAGAUGUUCAAAAGAAGGAACGUGGCUGCGUUUCCCGAGGAGGCCACCUCGCCACUUCAAGAGAAAAGUCAGAACGGUCAGACCUCUAGCCAAUGGACAGUUGCAGAAAUUCUCACUGGAGUCAACAGUGAUAACGUGGAGUCACAGCUGCAAGCAACACAGGCAGCAAGGAAACUGCUCUCCCGGGAGAGGCACCCACCCAUUGACCAGAUCAUCAGUGUUGGUCUGAUCCCCAAAUUUGUGGCCUUCUUGGGACUGUCCGACUGUCCUCCCAUCCAGUUUGAAGCAUCUUGGGCAUUGACCAACAUUGCCUCUGGGACGUCUAACCAGACGGCUGCCGUGGUCCAGGGCGGGGCCGUUCCUGCUUUUGUUAGGUUGGUCACGUCCCCCCACCAGCACAUCAGUGAGCAAGCUGUCUGGGCUCUUGGAAACAUUGCUGGUGACGGAUCGGCUCUGAGGGACAAGGUGAUCAAGCAUGGAGCUGUAGCUGCCCUGCUCAAUCUGCUCUCAGUGCCUGACCUCUCUGGAUUAAGUCCUGGUUACCUGAGAAAUGUGACCUGGACAGUGUCCAACCUGUGCCGCAACAAGAACCCUUCGCCUCCCAUAAGUGCCAUCGAGCAGCUCUUACCUGCUCUCAUACGCCUCCUUCACCACGACGACAAAGAGGUGUUGGCCGACGCCUGUUGGGGGGUUUCGUACCUGACUGACGGUUCUAAUGAUCGCAUCGACGUGGUGGUGCGGGCGGGCCUGGUGCCUCGCCUGGUGAAACUGCUUAGCAGCACAGAACUGCCUGUGGUGACCCCCUCCCUGCGUGCCAUCGGUAACAUCGUGACUGGCACAGAUGAGCAGACUCAGGCAGUGCUCGACGCCGGGGCCCUGGGCAUGUUCGCCGCAUUACUAUGCCACAACAAGGCCAACAUUCAAAAGGAGGCCGCCUGGACUUUGUCCAACAUCACGGCGGGAAAAGACACCCAGAUUCAGGAAGUCAUCAACGCUGGCCUCAUUCCACAUUUGGUCAAUGUCCUUGUGAGGGGCGACUACAAAACCCAGAAGGAGGCUGUAUGGGCUGUGACAAACUUCACCAGCGGGGGCACCGUGGAGCAAGUUGUUUUCCUGGUGCAGUGCAACGUGUUGGAGCCACUUCUCAAUCUUCUGUCGUCAAAGGACAGCAAAACUGUUCUUGUCAUCUUGGAUGCCAUCACCAAUAUAUUUUUGGCUGGUGACAAAAUUGACGAGUCGCACAAGUUGGCCCUGAUGAUUGAAGAAUGUGGUGGGCUGGAUCGGAUUGAAUCGCUACAGUCUCAUGAGAAUGAGAUGGUCUAUAAAGCGGCUCUCAACCUGAUUGAGAAGUAUUUCUCUGAAGAGGAUGAAGAGUUGCAGUGCGUUGCCCCAGAAGCAACGGCUGAUGGUUAUGAAUUCCAAAUCGGUGAAAACCAGAGCACUUUCAAUUUCUAACACUUAACUUGACUGAAUCUUCACUGCUACGGUUUGUCCUUGUUCCUGUCAAUGUGCCGUUCUGUGGCCUGUUGUAUGUAGUGUACAUACUGUUUUAAACACUUGAUGAACCACUCAUGUAAAUAAAGCUGAUGGAUGUUGUGUGGGGGAUUUUUUUCCCCCCCAAACUUCUAUUAAGACUUGGA